Molecule: messenger RNA, 1551 nt
Organism: Pocillopora verrucosa
Lineage: Eukaryota; Metazoa; Cnidaria; Anthozoa; Scleractinia; Pocilloporidae
Source: RefSeq, a predicted model, not a curated record
AUGCCACAUCAUUUUAACUGUUGUGUGCCCCAGUGUACCAACAACUUUAGAAACAAACCAAAUCUGGAAUAUUACAGGAUUCCCAAGUGCGAAAAGGCUCGAAAAUACUACAAAGUAUCGCUUAGAAACGAAUCGCUAAAGCUGGAUUCUUCCCAAACGAGAAUCUGUUCUGAACACUUCGAAGGUGGCCAAAAACUCAGCAGAAAUCAUCUGCCAACAAUAUUUCCAUGGACAAAAGAGAGAAAAUCAAGGAGAGAAAUCUUUAAGCAUGACUUUGUGCCAAAGAAAAGGAAAGUCGCAUCAGUUGUUGUAUCUACUACUGAUACUGACAGCAGUUACUCUGACAACAUUGUAACCCAAACAACACCGACCUCGACUGAAUCACUGCACGAGGAUCCAUACUAUACGAGAGAAGUUCAACCUGAGGAAAUACUGAAUAAUUUUCGAGAAGAACAACAUCAAUAUCUUUCUAAACACACUCAAACUGACAUAGAUUUGGCAUCAUUGGAAGAGGUAUUGAAUGAGGUAUCUAAACUCAAAGAGGAAAACAAACAAUUGAGAGAUAAAUGUGACCAGUUAACAAAAGAAAACAAACAUUUGAACUUUAUUUCAAGUAAUAGUGAAGUUUUUAAUAUUGAGAAGUACAAAGAUAAUCCUGAUGACAUUGCAUUCUACACUGGACUCUCUGAUUAUGAAAUGUUAAUGAUGUGUUACAACCUAGUGAAAGACUCAGCUAAGAAUAUAAGCUACAAUUAUGAAAGAAUAUACUGUGACUUAGAAAGUACAAAACAACCUGGCAGACCUAGAGCACUAUCAACAUUCCAGGAAUUCAUAAUGACUUUGGUGCGAAUACAACUGGGAUUGUUUGAGAGAGACUUGGGCCAUAGGUUUAAUGUUUCUCACAUGUCUGUUUCAAGGAUAACUAACUCAUGGCUGAGAUUUUUGAGGUCAGAGUUCGAGCCGCUUAUACAGAUACCACCUGAUGAUGUUUUGAAAUUUCAUAUGCCGAAAGUCUUCAAAGAAAUCUGUCCUGACACUGUUGUCAUUGUAGACUGCACUGAGUUCCAGAUGGAAAAGCCAUCGUCACUCGAUGCCCAAUCUGCCUGCUAUUCAUCCUAUAAGAGCACUAACACAAUGAAAGCUUUAUUAGGAAUCACACCAAGUGGAGUUGUCUGUUUUGUUAGUGAACUAUUUCCAGGAAGUACUUCUGAUCUAGAAAUAACAAUGCAAAGUGGCUUUCUUGGCAAACUUAAAAGAGGUGACGAGGUAAUGGCUGAUAAGGGGUUUAAUUGUCAAGAUGAGUUAGCAUCAGUUGGAGUUGUGCUAGUUAAACCUAAUUUUCUAAAAGACAAAAAGCAAUUUUCUACCAAAGAAACAGAACAUAAUAAAACAAUUGCAAGUCUCCGUGUCCACGUGGAAAGGUUAAUGGAACGUAUUAAAAACUGGCAUAUUUUUGAUCGUAAAAUUCCCAUUUCAAUGUCACCUGUUGCCUCUGAUAUAUUAAUUGUGGUGGCUGCUCUAUCAAAUUUUCUUCCUCCCUUAAUAGACUAA